GGAGAAGCCGGACUAUAAACCUCCGGUUGGUGGUGGUUAUCCGCUUGAAGAAGAUCGGCCGGUGGCGGUUUGGGCUGCGGCGAUUAGAGGAGGCGAACCCUGAAUUACUCUGUGUGGCAGUUCAGAAUGAUGGAUCAAGCCAGAUCAGCAUUCUCUACUUUGUUUGGUGGAGAGCCAUUGUCGUAUACCCGGUUUAGUCUGGCUCGACAGGUAGAUGGUGAUAACAGUCAUGUGGAGAUGAAACUGGCUGCAGAUGAAGAAGAAAAUGGUGACAGUAACAUGGGGGGUAAUCAUGCCAACGUCACAAAACCAAGAAGGUUUGGUGGAACUAUCUGCUAUGGAAUUAUUGCUAUCAUCAUCUUUUUCUUGAUUGGAUUUAUGAUUGGCUACUUGGGCUAUUGUAAACGUGCAGAAGCAAAAACUAAGUGUGAGAAACCGGCAGUAACAGAAUCUUCAGACACAGAAGAGACAGAGAACUCAGAGGCAGAAGAGUAUUUCCCUGAAACACCUCACUUAUUUUGGGGAGAUCUCAAAACAAUGUUGUCACAGAAACUGGAUCCCGCAGCGUUCACCAGCACCAUCAAGAAGCUGAAUGAAAAUCUAUAUAUCCCUCGAGAAGCUGGAUCUCAAAAAGAAGAAAAUCUUGCAUUUUUUAUUGAAAAUAAAUUCCGUGAAUAUAAACUCAGCAAAGCCUGGCAUGAUGAACAUUUUGUUAAGAUUCAGGUCAAAGGCAGUGCUGAUCAAAACUCGGUGUCCGUGAUGAGUGUAGACGGUAACUCGUUCUCCCUGGUGGAGAAUCCUGAGGGCUAUGUGGCCUAUAGUAAAGCUACGACAGUUACUGGUAAACUGGUCCAUGUUAAUUUUGGCACUAAAAAUGACUUUGAGAAGUCAGAUUCUUCUGUGAAUGGAUCUUUAGUGAUUGUUAGAGCUGGGAAGAUCACUUUUGCAGAAAAGGUUGCAAAUGCUGAAAGCUUUAAUGCAGCUGGUGUUUUGAUAUACAUGGACCAUGCUAUGUUUCCCAUUGUUAAGGCAGACCUUCCACUCUUUGGGCAUGCUCAUCUGGGAACAGGUGACCCUUAUACACCUGGAUUCCCUUCCUUUAAUCACACUCAGUUUCCACCAUCUCAGUCAUCAGGAUUGCCUAACAUACCUGUCCAAACUAUUUCCAGAGCUGGUGCAGAAAAGCUGUUUGGAUAUAUGGAAGGAGACUGUCCUUCUAUUUGGAAAACAGACUCUUCCUGCAAAUUGCUAUCCUUAGAAAAUAAGAAUGUGAAGCUCACUGUGAAAAAUGUGCUGAAAGAGACAAAAAUUUUUAACAUCUUUGGUGUUAUCAAAGGCUUUGAAGAACCAGACCGGUAUGUUGUGGUAGGGGCCCAGAGAGAUGCCUGGGGUUCUGGAGCUGCAAAAUCCAGUGUAGGAACAGCUCUUCUCUUGGAACUUGCCCGGAUAUUCUCAGAUAUGGUCUUAAAAGGUGGGUUUAAACCCAAAAGAAGCAUUGUCUUUGCCAGCUGGAGUGCUGGAGAAUUUGGAGCUGUUGGUGCCACUGAAUGGCUAGAGGGAUACCUUUCCACUUUGCAUUUAAAGGCUUUUACGUACAUUAAUCUGGAUAAAGCUGUUCUUGGUACCGGCAACCUCAAGGUUUCUGCAAGCCCACUGUUGUAUUCACUUAUUGAGAAAACGAUGCAAGAUGUGAAACAUCCAAUUACUGGACAGACUAUAUACUGGGAUAGCAACUGGACCAACAACGUUGAGAAACUUUCUAUUGAUAAUGCUGCUUUCCCUUUCCUUGCGUAUUCUGGAAUCCCAGCAGUUUCUUUCCGUUUUGGUGAGGACACAGAUUAUCCUUAUUUGGGCACUACCAUGGAUACCUAUGAAGUUCUGAGUCAGAAAAUUCCUCAGUUGAACAAAAUGGCAUGUGCAGCAGCAGAAGUGGCUGGCCAGCUCAUAAUUAAACUUAUCCAUGACAUUGAAUUGAACUUGGACUAUGAGAAGUAUAAUGACAAAUUACUUUUAUUUUUGAAGGAUAUUAAAGAAUUCAAAGCAAACAUAAAGGAGAUGAAUCUGACUCUGCAGUGGCUGUAUUCUGCACGUGGAGACUUUUUCCGUGCUGUUUCGAAACUAACAACCGAUUUCAGGAAUGCCGAGAAAGCAGACAAAUUUGUCAUGAGGGAAAUUAAUAACCGUAUCAUGAAAGUGGAAUAUCACUUCCUCUCACCUUAUGUAUCUCCAAGGGAUUCUCCCUUCCGACAUAUCUUCUGGGGCUCUGGCUCUCACACUCUGUCAGCUUUACUAGAGAACUUGAAGCUGCGUCAGAAAAAUAGCAAUGCUUUUAAUGAAACACUCCUGAGAAACCAAUUGGCUCUAAUUACUUGGACUAUUCAGGGUGCUGCAAAUGCCCUCUCUGGUGACAUUUGGGACAUUGACAAUGAGUUUUAGAAUGUGAUGCCCAUAGCCUAUUCUAAGAAUGGAAGGGCAGUCUGGUUUCUAGACUUGUGCUGGUUUUGAUAAAUUUUCAGUAGGGCAACAAAACCUAAUGUUAAAAUUCUACCCAAUUAUCUUGGUACUUCUAGAUAUCUUUAGGCAGCAGCUUAAUACAAGGUAGGUACCUGUACACUUCAAGUUAAAGUGAAUAACCUCUUAAGAAUGUUCAAGAUAAUAUAUUUUCUCUGAUUAUCUCUAGAAUUCUAGGUGCUUUGUAAUGGUAACUGCCUCUUUGCUGUUACAGUUAUGAAAAAGUCAGAACCAGUUACAUGAACUAUUGCUUUAAAUCCUAAGGACGUGAGCUGGUAUCUUUUGAGGUGGGAGGAGGAAGGUGGUAUAUACUAAAGGCUAAAAGUGGUAGGUUAAUGUAAUCCUCCAUUUUUAUUUGAUGCUAGAUAGGAGAUACCAGGUUGUAAGACCUUAUUCUCCAAAUGAAAUAGAGGCCUCUCCAUAAGGAUUUAGCUGGUUUUCAUCCACAUGCCUGUAUGAACAGUUAACUUUUAGAAGAGAUGGGACUUGUUUUCCAGCCAACAAGAUGUGAAAUAGAGGUCCUUCAGGUGGAUAAAAUGAGGUUCAACUGUUUAUCACGGAAGUAAGGCCUUAAUGUGUUAACCUCAAGGUUAUUUAUGAAAAGAGGAUACCAGAAGCCAAAGACUUAGUAUAUUUUCUUUUCUUCUGUCCCCAGCCCCAUAAGCUUUUGUUUAGUGUUCUAUUUUUGUUUUUUUUCCCCAAAGUAUUUCAAAAAAAGAGAACCAGUUUUAGGUGUUUGAUUUCAGACUCAGUUUGUCAGACUCUAAAGAACACAUUGCCAAAUUUUGGCCAAAGUGUUCAUCUUGUGGGAAAGUUUCUAUCAUUUUGGCACUGAGAUAUUUAUUGUUUAUUUAUCAGUGACAGAGUUCACUAUAAAUGGUGUUUUUUUAAAAUAGAAGAUAAUUAUCGGAAGCAGUGCCUUCCAUAAUUAUGACAGUUAUACUGUCGGUUUUUUUUUUAAAUAAAAGCAGCAUCUGCUAAUAAAACCCAACAGAUACUGGAAGUUUUGCAUUUAUGGUCAAUGCUUGGGGGUUUUAGAAAACAGCCACAUAAAAUAAAAAUAAGCCAAAUAAAUUAUAACACUAAAUAUUAGGAAAGAAUGAAAUUUAACUAGAAUUGCUAGUCAAGUUGGACUUCUAUUUAGCUGAGCAGAUAAAAAUGAUAGUUUUCCUAAAUGCAAUGAAUUUUAUUAUGUUGUAAAUAAAUGUCACUUAAAGGCUGUGGUAAUACUUUUAUGUGCAAAAUUUUACAGCUCAGUUUGUCCAAGGUGUAACUUUAAUUCCAAUUUUGCAAAAUUUCCAGUACCUUUGUCACAAAUCUAAUUCACAUUAUCGGAAGCAGUGUCUUCCAUAAUGUAUAAAGAACAAGGUAGUUUUUGCCUACCACAGUGUCUAUAUCGGAGACAGUGAUCUCCAUAUGUUACACUAAGGGUGUACGUAAUUAUCGGGAACAGUGUUUCCCAUAAUUUUCUUCAUGCAAUGACAUCUUCAAAGCUUGAAGAUCGUUAGUAUCUAACAUGUAAUCCCAACUCCCUAUAAUUCUCUAUCUUUUACUUUUAGUUGCAGAAACAUUUUGUGGUCAUUAAGCAUUUGGUGGGUAAAUUCAACCACUGUAAAAUGAAAUUACUUCAAGAUUCUUUUUUUUAAAAAAAACCUAAUGUAGGUGUUAUGUUUGUGGUGUCUCGGGGUCUUUGUUUAGUGGGAUAGUAGCAUACAUUUAUAAUGUUUGCUGUUGACAAAUGAAUUUAACUUUUCCCUUAUUUGCAUGUAUUGCCUAUAAACUUAGUUCAGACAGGUUUGAGUCUAGACUGACCUUUUGGCUUAAAGCAGGGGAAACUUGUAUAGGAGGUUGGGUGGGCGAGUAAAGGAUGUGGGGAGGUGAAGCUUGCAAAAGGGUCUUUGAUCAUGUCUCCUACCCAUUAGUAUAUGGUGGUCAUACUUAAAUGUAGUAUAUUGAACAAAUAAGGUUGAGGCUACAUGAGUAUAGGCUUUAUUUUCUAGUCAGCCACCAUUGUAAACUUGAUAAACAGCUUUCAUUGUAGACCAGUUCAGAACUUCCAACUAAGGAAAAGUCUAUAGGUUCUUAAACUUAGUGUUACCUAAAAUAGAGUCUAGAUUAUUACAGCCUCACUGAAUUGUUUCACUAUUCACAGUCUCUUUAAUCUUCACAGUGUUCUAUCUUGGACUGAUGUUUAUUGUAGCUAAGUAAAAAAAGGUCAUAGCUGGGACUCCUGGGUUUAGGUAUCAUGAUACAUACUUUAAUGAAAGCUCAGUAACUUUAAGGAAUAGUAAGAAUAAAGGACACACUUUAGAACAGUAACUGUUUUUUUUUUUUUUUUUAAACAAAGAAGCAAACAACCAACCUUUUCUAUGGUUAAGGUUUAGUUAUUUCCAAUCAAACAAGCCAGUAAGAAUCUUAAUAUUACUGGAUGAAAUGUGUUUCUGACUAAUGACAACCUGCUAGUCUUCAGAUUUUUUCUGGCUAAAGAUCAUAUCUGAAUUUUGAAAGUAAAGGAUAAAAUGAGUGAGUGCUCUCAUGAUUCACUAUUCUAGGCCUUGCAUGACCUUUACUGUCCAGUGCUUGUUCUUUGAAUGUUCUUGAAUGUUUUAGUUGGCUAAAGAUGGCUUGUCAGACUUUCCAACCUAUUGCUCAGCAAUAUCUUUUUAAACAAGUGAUAUGCCCUUAAUUGUAUACAAGCUGGAAUGUGCAACAACGUGGAGAUUCCUUAUCUUACUUAAUAAAAUGCUUGAACACUGA
Messenger RNA from Choloepus didactylus (southern two-toed sloth), 5268 nucleotides. It is a transcript of the gene TFRC, whose product is annotated as transferrin receptor. Bases 127 to 2436 code for a protein of 769 amino acids. Gene Ontology annotation, molecular function: transferrin receptor activity. The transcript is spliced from 19 exons. Gene Ontology annotation, cellular component: external side of plasma membrane. NCBI's taxonomy places the organism in Eukaryota, Metazoa, Chordata, Mammalia, Pilosa, Megalonychidae. The record is from RefSeq and is a predicted model, not a curated record. Gene Ontology annotation, biological process: intracellular iron ion homeostasis; transferrin transport.